Molecule: messenger RNA, 270 nt
Organism: Acanthoscelides obtectus
Lineage: Eukaryota; Metazoa; Arthropoda; Insecta; Coleoptera; Chrysomelidae
Source: the annotation of a GenBank genome assembly
AUGGUCAUCAACCAGUUUCAAACACACCAGAUACAAACACUCCACCUCAAAACCUUAGAAAACGCCCAUUUACCUGCACUGAAAUCCUUAUAUCCUCUGGCUCCAGCUAUAAGAGGUGGUGGCUGCAGCCUAUUGGGCGGUGGUACAUUGACAGGCGGCAACUGCGGUGGUGGUUGGCUGAGAAACGCUGGCUGCGGGCCUUGUUGCAGUUCUCCGCCAGGCGUUAGUGCAUUCACGCUCACCGAUAGGAAGUACGCUAUACAUUACUAA